GUCGACAAGAUUAGGCUGGUGUAGCCCUUUUCCUGGGUGGUGGUGGUUGGCUGUAGUGGUGGUAGCUUACUAACUUCGAACCUCUUCUCUCGGACCUUGAAGGGGGGCUUCUCUCCUAAAACUUGCGGUGCUCAAUGAUAACGCUUGAAGCAGUAGCCGUCUCGGCCCCCACUUUGAGUUGUAACAUCAGACCGGACUGGGCUUGGGCUGGACUCAACCUCAAGCUGACGUACUACCUUCCCACUCUCUAGCGUGUGUGUGAGUGAGUGAGUGAGUGAGUGAGAGAGAGAGAGAGUGCGUGGAGGUGCAGAGAGCGCGGGGUUGCUGAUGGUGAAAGGGGAUUUUUAUAAUAGAGACUAAAAACCUUCUUCUAGCCAGCUAUAAGCCGGAUAAGAGAUAGACUGGUGCUAGUCGUGGUGGUACUCCUGCCCGUGGAGAGGGGAAGUUAAGACCGAUAGGCCUCUAUAUAUAUAAAAGACUUUACAGAGGCUUCAAGAUUACUUAACUGGUAUUAUAUUCCUACUCGUAAAAAAGAAGAGGUGUUAUGGGACAAGCAGUGUCAUGAAUCUGUUAAUCACGGCUAUCAAGAAAAACGAGUGUAUGGACUUAUAACUGAUAAUAAGCCUGCUGUGAAGUGAUGUUUGGACAUUGAACAAAAACAGUGCAACACAGAAAGAGUUAUUGAAUUGUCAUGCUUCAAAUCUUUUGGCAUUUAAUCCUCAAAACAGAAGUGAACUGAAACGAACUCUAAAAACCGUUUAUAUCGCAAUCCGCAAUAAACUUAAGAACCACGUGUGACGUCCACCACGUGUGCAGGCAAAUUGCGUAAAUUUACCGAGUGAUGGAAUCUGUUGCGUGUGUUACAGGACAGUGAAUUGCUCCCACAGACUCCUCAGCCACCACCUGACUUGUUAAUACCAGUUCUAGUGUACGGAACAGCUUGCUAAUCACUUACCACAACAGUUUUCAAGUGAAGAAGUUUUCAACACUACAAUAAAAUACAAGCUGAAUAAAAACUUAAUUUCCUUACAGUGCGCAUAGUGGAUUGUAUCCAAGGACACAGAAAUUCGUCACCAACACCUCAUUAAAGUCUCGGAAGCAGAGAACACCUCUCCAACUACCAUGCCGGUGCUGAAGACAAUACGGGCCGACGUCUGAACCCUGAAGUGUAACAAACCAUGUGCUAAGAAGAACACGCGACACAAAGUGCAAAUAUUUGUAGUGUGUGAACUGUCCAGAUGAUGGAAAGAAUGGAACCUUUGUCGGACACGGGGCUGUGCCUUCAGGACCUAGUGUCCGGCGUAGCCACAUCGUCGUCGGCGACAAGUGGCAGCAGUGAGUCGUCAGUAGCGCACAAUCACCACCAGCACACGAAUCACCACCAUCACCACUCGGCCGGACACGAUACCAUCGUUCCGGUGAGUGCGGUGUCGGUGUCCUCGGCCGCCGCUGGCAUCAUGUCGGCCGGCAGCGCCGUGCUCGGUCUCAACCACCAUCACCACGUGUCCGCGGCCGUGCACGACAGCGUCAGCCAUCACCACGUGUCCUGCGCCCCCACCGUCUUACACCACGAGCCGCUGGAGAAACUUAAGCGCGUGUGGGCGGAGACCGGUGACUUCCGCGACAAUGCCCACACCAUGGCCGUCGCGGCUAUGGACCACACACAGCUCACAUUCCCCUCCAGGAGUAGAACUCGGGACAGGAAAGGAGGGCGCGUGUUGGCAGUGGAACCCAUCGUGGGUGGUACGGUGAAGACUGAGGCAGGCGCUGACUCAGCGGACAACGGAGGCGGUGAAGACAGUAAGAACGACAAGAAGAACAAACGACAACGGCGACAGCGAACACACUUCACGUCUCAGCAGCUGCAAGAACUGGAGGCGACGUUCGCCAGGAACCGCUAUCCUGACAUGAGCACACGCGAAGAGAUCGCAAUGUGGACCAAUCUCACGGAGGCAAGAGUCAGGGUGUGGUUCAAGAACAGAAGAGCUAAAUGGAGGAAGCGAGAACGGAACGCUAUGAACGCAGCAGCGGCAGCUGCUGCAGAUUUCAAGAACGGCUUCGGCACUCAGUUCAACGGGCUGAUGCAACCGUUCACCGACACAGAAUCCUUGUAUUCGCCGUACCCGUACAAUAAUUGGGCAUCAAAAGUGCCCAGCCCCUUGGGCACCAAGAGCUUCCCCUGGUCAGUCAAUCCGCUGAGCUCCGUGGUCCCCUCCAACCACCAGAGCUCUGUAAACUGCUUCAACGCUGCCGCAACGUCGGUUGCAGCCGCUGCAUCGAUGACUUCGGGAACAGGCUCGAUGCUUCCCGGGUCGAUGUCGACGAGUUUGAGCGGAGUUUCGACACCCACCGGAGGGGUUUCCGGGCCGGCGUGUCCCUACGCACCGCCCGCGACUCCGUACAGCAUGUAUCACCACCGCUCCAGCGAGCCCUGCAGCGCAAUGUCAUCAAUAGGAGCUUCAAGCAUCGCCAGUCUUCGCCUGAAAGCUAAGCAACACUCGUCUAGUUUCGUCAGCACCUACUCUCCAGUAAGUCCUGCAGCCACUAGGUCCAAUUCGACGGGUCUUUCCGCCUGCCAGUACGCCACAGUGGACAGGACAUCUGUCUGAAACGAGGACCUGCACCAUGUCGGUCUCAGUGGCCACAUAAAACAGUCCAUGCUGUCGACAACCGACCUGCUUCUGGACUGCGGUGCCACUACGACGGGCAUGGUGAACCAUCGGACAAUCCUGAGCAGCAGUAGCAACCACAGACAGGAGGAAGACGAAGACGACAAGCCUGGGAGAGAUCAGAAUCACCACAACUCAUCUCUGAGCCCCGAGCAGCAGCAGAAUCACAGUAACCUAGCUCAGACGCGAGAGUAAUACGUCAUGCUAUCGAUCUAAAAGGCAAUCGACUGAAACUAGUCACGGAAAAAGACUGAACCAAAGAAUACAACUGUACAAUUGUGUACUAUACUCAGCAAAAUACUACGUCCUAAGUCAGCAAAGAAUACUUCGAAGAGAUGGUAUUAAAAUAAAAGUUUUAAUAAAUCUACUAAUAACUAAGACUGUCCCAUUAUUAGGAGGUAUAAAUCCUAUGUAUCGUAUUAUGAAAGUACAAAAUUGUUGCGAAAAGUGACUGGAUCUCUUAGCAACAAACCGAACCAAAGAUAAAUGUGUAAGUUUUAAACAGAUUCAGAUAGGCUUCAGAAAUGAAACAAAUAUUUUAUUUUUACUUUUGUUCGAAUGAUCUCCUUUGAAGUGACUGUAACACUGCUCUAGAAGGAAACGAGUUGUGGAAACUGCAAGGCGCCAUUAGGAACACUAAGUGCGGGUUUCCUUUGUACAUGUGGAGAAACUGAAAACCUGUAAUGAGCUUUUAAGUAAGCCACGAUGAAACGGUUCAAUUUUUCCUGUAGGUCACUACAGGAUCAGCAUAUUUUAUGAGAAUAGCAAUAGUUACCACUAUUACAAAAAUAAAAAUAAAUAACAUAAAUUCGACCUUAACUGUUUCGAUUUGGUGUGCUUCUUAUACAAGAUAAUAUUUGUAUGGAUGCAUGAAGUGUCCUCAGCCGUCGUUUAUGUGUGUGUGUGUGUGUGUGCGUGCGUGCGUGUGAGUGUGUAUAUGUAUUUCCGUUGUUAAUAUCGGUAAGUGUUGUACAAGAAAGUGGAAAUGAACAUUUGACUUUUAUUUACAAAGAAAUUCUCCAUGCAAACAAAUUGUUUUUAUGAUUAAUGUGUAUAAGUAACAGUGUUCUGUGCCUGCAUGCCCACACUAAUCGGCAAAGUUGUUUUCUGUUUCUGUAGUUUCAUCCGUGUUAUUCCACAGUGUUUCGAGUUCUUCAGGACACAGAUUUCUUUCAUUCCCAGUAUCUGAAGGGUUGUGCAUUAUAGCAUCUUAGUCUUGACUCACUACACAGAUCUUUUUAUUUUGUCUUGGUAAAGAUCACGUAUAUGUAACUUCACAAACUAUUUGAUGUAGACUUUCCGUUACGUUAACGCAAAGGAUUAAAUGUGCCUCUUCCUGUUGGACUUACAUAUGGGUACCAACGUUUCGGUGUAAUAUACUGCCUACAUUUUCAGGUCUGACAAUAGACGCUUAUGUUCCACCGAAAUGUUGACAACAACCUACUAGUCAUUGCAGUGUCACAACCCAUAUGACCACCAUUUAAAUUUUUAUCACAACAAAAACGUCAAAUUAAUGUUAUUAAAAAAAAUUAUUUAUAUAAAAAUGAACCGUAUAAGAAUAAUGCAGUCAGUGCAGCUAACAACAUUUAGUUUGCUCUUCACUUGAUGUUUGUUCUGUUUCACCCUCGUACUAUAAACCCUUAUUGAUCAAGAGAAUUUUAAAAGUGAAAAUCAACUUAUGUCGCUUUAUAUGACAACCCUUCUUUAAUGUUGGCGUUGUAUCGUCAUUUAUUUGUAAAUGGCCAUAUGAUAGGACAUGCCAUUUCGUUCUGCAGAGAACGUUCAUAUUUCUGUCUCCCUCUUUAUAAUCUGCAGCUUGUUAGAUCUUUGUUCUGUAACAAACAUUCAAUUUCACGGGCGAACGUCAGCACGAUUGGCCACGAAUCGCAAAAUCCAGGCCCAUUUGGAAACAAUUUAUAACACCCCUAUCAAACAACGUGUUUUGUUCCAACACUUAUCUAAAACGGAAAAAUAAUUUAGUACAGCAAAAUACUCAAUCUUACGCGUGAAUCAGCUUGCAGAUAUCAAACGAGAUAUUCUGGAUUGUCACGUCGCGUUUAGGUUAGCUUUUUACCAUCGUUUCGGAAGAAUCCGUUUUCAGACAUUCCUACCCUUAAGAUGGAGAUAGAAUAUUUAUCCGAAACGUCGGUAACCAACUACAUGAUUACACUGCAUCAUUGUUCAGAAGACUACAAUUGGCAUUUUCAACAGCCAUGAAAACCUCAGGUCUUACUUAUCUUCUAAAAUUAAUUUGAUCGAUUUGUAGCAUUCAUUGAAAGACUACACAUAAUAAUACAUGAAUUUUAAUCACAAAAUAAAAUAUCAGAAGAGACAUAUUACACUAAACAUCUUAAGAACUUUAUUGUAUCCCAUAGGAAUAUUCUGGGCAAUAAUUCAGUUCUUUGUAACACCAUUCUAAAAUCAUGCUAGAAAACCGAUGCAAAAACAGGUCGGAAAUCGUGUUGCAAACUUGAAAAUAAAAUUAUUCAAAAUUUUAUUCCUCAGGAAUACAUAUAUAUUUAACGCCAUUUUCACAAUUUCGCUCCUUAAUUUCAAUUACUUGUUUAAAACAAUUAUUAAAAUAAAGAAAGUUAUAUCACUGAUUCAACGUUUCUAAGCGCAUUUUAAUUUAUUAUAAUCUUAAAAUCCUGUUUGUUGCCUUAGAAAUCACACAAUAUCAAUAUUUUGUGUAUGUAGUUAAAGAUAUAUUACAAGUUACUCUCGUUAUGCACGCUUUCACUGUCCGCGUUUUUUUGCAUAUCAGCGGUUUCGAUUCAGUAUUAUGAUCAUUGCUGUCCUAUCCGCGGCCACGGCAGAAGACGCUGACUUGCGCGCUCAGUUUCACAGUCUCGCCCACCAUUUUGACUCCGGGACCUACAAUUAAGGCCUCUCAUUGUGUAUCACACGGAAAGUGUAAGGACAUGAUUUAUGUUUCCUGCUUUACGCGGUCUUUUAUAUACGCCGCGAUUUACUGGAAUGCAACCCCCGCGUAUAACGAGAGUCACCUGUACAGUCUGGAUUUAGCAUGGUCACCCGUGCACGAUGCAUUUCUUUACAUCGCACUCCCAACUAACAGUUACGCCAAAGACCAGAACAACCGAACACGUGCAAUUAUGAAUUUUUUAUUACUACCAGUAACAUUGAAUUCUGUAGAGACCUAGCAAUAUAAUAAUACGCUAGUCCUUUAAAAUUAUAAUAUUGUUGAUGUGUAAAGAAUAACCACACGUUAAAUAUGUACGCUGCAAAACAUAAUAAUAAUCCCGAAGUAUUUCAUUUCCCUU
Messenger RNA from Zootermopsis nevadensis, 5950 nucleotides. It is a transcript of the gene Ptx1, whose product is annotated as pituitary homeobox homolog Ptx1. Gene Ontology annotation, molecular function: RNA polymerase II cis-regulatory region sequence-specific DNA binding; DNA-binding transcription factor activity, RNA polymerase II-specific. The record is from RefSeq and is a predicted model, not a curated record. Gene Ontology annotation, biological process: regulation of transcription by RNA polymerase II; anatomical structure morphogenesis. Gene Ontology annotation, cellular component: nucleus. NCBI's taxonomy places the organism in Eukaryota, Metazoa, Arthropoda, Insecta, Blattodea, Termopsidae.